Molecule: messenger RNA, 1314 nt
Organism: Microsporum canis CBS 113480
Lineage: Eukaryota; Fungi; Ascomycota; Eurotiomycetes; Onygenales; Arthrodermataceae
Exons: 3
Coding region: 1-1314 (437 amino acids)
Source: RefSeq, a predicted model, not a curated record
AUGGAGAGGGUCCCCGAGCAAUUAUUCUAUGAACUCGACACUUGCGGAGACAUAACGUUGAUUUUGGACGAGCGAGAUAAUACACAGGAAGAUGAUGAAGAUUUCUAUGUGUCCUGCGAACUUCCCUCAUACCUAAAGGAAAUACAAAUAAAAGAGAAUUACCCUAACACUGGCUUUGAUCUUCCUGCACAUUCACAGAAGAAAACCAAGAAGAAAAAGGUAUCAAAGACAUGGCUCGACCCCGUACCCGAACCGGAACUAGAACAGAUUUAUACGUCGGCUGCAAAUGACCAGUUGCAAGUGAACGACGACUUAACGGCAGAGGAUGAUCUCCAAAUUAGCUGGGAUACCGCGGAGCCGGCAACUGAGGGCGGUGGGUUCGAAGACAAGUGUAUCAAAGAUACGGCUGCCUCUCAAGCUAUUCAAUUUCGGGCCUCCUCCAAACAUCUUAUGCUAGCAUCCCCGUUUUUUACAGCGAUGCUAAAAUCGACAUGGGCAGAAGGUGCCACCCUUAAUAACCAAGGAGUGGUGGAGUUAUCAGCUCUAGGCAGCACCCGGGAGAGCCUUCUGGUGUUUUUGAGCGCUAUCCAUUGUCGCUCACAAGAUAUUCCUCAGGCCAUAAGUGUCAGUCAGCUGUACGAAAUCGCCUUACUCGUUGACUAUUACCAAUCCUACAAUGCCCUUCAAUUCUACCUCAACACGUGGAUUGAAAGCAUAAAAGCCAGUAGGCCGACCGGGCUGAGCAGAGAUAGUAUCAAAUGGCUGUUUAUCUCAUGGGUAUCCAAAAGGGGCGAUAUAUUUACAAGCAUGACACAAAUAUUGCAGCGUGAGGCUAAGGCUCCGCUCCGGGUAUCAAAUCUCCCGAUCCCAGAGAAAGUGAUAGACAGGAUUAACGAGUCAAGAGAAACCUCCAUUAAGGCCUUAAUUACGGGACUCUACAACAUUGCUGACCACAUCGAAGGUGGAAGGAUGGAGUGUAGCUUCAAGUGCGACUCUAUGCGCCUCGGGGCACUAAGGAAGCAGAUGACGUCGCGGGGCCUCCUUAACCCACGCCCAGCUGCCCCGUACAAAGGAUAUAGCUUUAAUAGGCUCUCUAAUAGCCUCCGCCAGGUUGGGAUUCCGGAGUGGUAUGAGGCAAACACAUCCUAUCCCCACCGCUGCCAGAUUGGGCCCACUAUCAGCGCGAUGAUUAGCGAUGUGGAGAGUUCUAUCGGCAGGUUGAGACUGUCAGAGUCCUUAGGCAACAAAUACCGUAGACUCCCCUCUGGCGGGAACUCUAAGAGUAACCAAGGAGUCUAUCCUCCAAUAGCAUAA